AUGCCGCAUCUGUACUCGCCCGACGCAGUACGAAGCUUCUGGAAGGUACGCGCCACUACCCGUUUGGUCCUGCAAGUACGCGGUCGUAUUCGAGAGGACGCGUCACCCGAUGCUGACGAAGCUAGCCUUCACGUCGAGUAUAAGAGCUCGCAUGGCUCAAUCAUAUCACCAUCCCCUUCUAUCUUCGUAGCAAACACUUGUCUGCAUAUCUCGCCAUAUCUCAGCAUGCUCGUCCUGACUCCAGUGUCCUCCCUCCCCUCGAACACGUACUCUACGCGUCCAUAUCCCAGCUCUUCCUAUGGUCGCGACUACUAUAACGCCAUUGCAAGCAGAGCCGCUUUUGACUCUGCCGUUGCUUAUGCCAGGGCCGAAGCCACGCGAACGCGCAUAUUGCAGGCACAGCAUCAGCAACGCUUGAAUGAUUUCUACUAUCAGGUAGCGGCUGAAGCGCUUCUUCAGCAAGCUCCAGCUCUGGGAUACCCGUCCACGUCCUUCGCGACAUCUUCCUGGCCCGAUACAUACUCUCAAGCGGAUGAAUACGCCUCGCUCAUUGAGCAAGGACGCCGCAUUGCUAUCGCCCGAGAGAGAGAGCGAGCUCUUGCUGCUGCAAGUGCUCACCGAGCAGAGCAAGAGAAGGUCCUAGCCGCUCUCUUUUCUGGUGCAAACCAUCAGCCUGGAUCCAAGACCGGACCUUCGUCGGUGAGUGUCCGACGAUCUCCCGUUUCAUCCACCUUGUUGACAACUGUCUUCAAUCUGUCGGAAUUACAGGGGCCUCGAAGUCUGCGCUCGGAAGUCCCCGGGACAUCACAACCGCCUAUGCUCAGCUUGUUCCCCAAGUAUUCGCAAGACAGACUUCGCCGUCGCGAGUCUAAGCCGGAUGUUCGAGCCAAUGAUAUCCUGUCAUCUCUCGCUUCCCAGCAUCAGACAUCGUUGCCCAUCCCCAAAGUCAACCACCUGGACAAGGGAAAAGCUAGGGAAACGCCGGCAAUUCCUCUCCCAUCGAGGUCAAUUUCCCAAAACGUUGCUACCGGCGUACCCGUUGACUCACUCCCAAAGACAACUGCUCCCACGACAUCUGCUGCUACGGAGACCCUUGAUAUCGCGUCCGUGGCGAACUUGCUGCUACAGCGUUUGCAGACCGAGAAGGAUCCCGAGGUCGAGUCAUCUUUGAAUAGUCUUUUCUCGAAGCUCUCGGGUAAAGCUCGCGAUGCGUCUGUCAAAAGUGAAACAACGUCUACCGCUGCUCACGACGAGGGAGAAAUCGCUUCUGCCGCUGUGCCCCAGUCGUCUGAAGAGGUGAGUCGAAAGAAUGGCAAAUGUGUUGAGUCCGGCAAAAACUUAUAUGCACCGUCGUCUCAGGCUAUGGAUUCCAAUUUGGAUGGUGCCAAGCUCGAUCGCACCCCUGUGAUUUCUUCCGCUGCUGCAGAGAAAAUACUGGCCUUUUAUCGGUCUCGUCGUGCUCGCCGAGAGUCUCUUGGCGCAAUCAAAGAAAUCGAGGACACUCUUCGUGCUCUUGAGGCAUCCUUUGUCCUUCCUGACCACCUUGAUUUCUCACCAUCUCCGUCCGACUUACACAAGAAGCUUGGCGCAGAAAACGGGCUGACGUAUACUCCGAACAAUACGGUGGUACAUUCGUAUGAACACUCGUUGAACAAGCUUCUGGAAAGGCUCGAUUCUAUCGACAGCCGCGGCGACUUCGAGGUGCGCGGCCGAAGGAGGGAAGUCGUGAAGGAGGUGGAACGCGCUUUGCGGGAGGUCGAAAGUAGAGUUGAGAGGAGCCGCGAGAGGAGCCGCGAGAGAGAUAGCAUGAAGGAUGUCCAGUGCCAGCCCCCAGCAGGACAAUCUGUUCAGCCUUCCGGCCGCGAGGAGGAAGCAGAACAUAUCGAGGAUAACACGUUUGCAAAGAUCCAGGCCCCUGUCCAGGAUCUUCUGGUGACCUUUGAUUCAACCGACAGCGCUCCGGAAGAAGCUGAUAGUGACCACUUUGUUGACACUGCUGCGACAGUAUCUGAGUACGGCCCAUCGCACGACGUGUCGCAGGAAGACGUUCCAAUACUAGCCCUUUCUAGUACCGUUCUUUCUCCGCUUUCUCCAAGCCAUCAAGUCCCUAACUCCACUGAGUCGGUCACACCCUUGGAAUUAACAUCCACAGUCAUCCAUGACGCACAUGGGCAGGACGGCGAACUCGCACCACUUGUUGACAGCUGCAUCCUUGGUCUUGUGGGAAACGAAUUCUGUGGCCAGGACACUAUCACAUCACCCCAUGUGGACGUGCGCGCAUUGUCCGAUGCAUCAAGCCCUGUGGUAUUUAAUUUAUCGGAUCUUGACAUGACAACAGUUGCUUCGCCAGAACCCAGUGCCGAGCCCAGGGACAAUAGCUCUUCGGCUCAAAAUGUCGAAAUGGAGUCUCCUUUGCUAGCACUUCAAGCUCAGAACGCUUCCGAUGCGGACUCCCAUGAGGUGCACAUUGUGGAUAUUCCUCCUGCAGCCAAGGCUUCCUACGACCACGACAGCUUUCUGCUAUCGACAUCUCCUGUAGAAACUUCUGGCCGCCUUCCAGCGCCUUCGCCGCAAGCAGACGAUAUUGAGAUCAUUAGCCAAGACGACAGUGCGGUCUCAGACGCUUCGGAGUGGUCGGAAGUGGAGGCAUAA
Molecule: messenger RNA, 2652 nt
Organism: Fibroporia radiculosa
Lineage: Eukaryota; Fungi; Basidiomycota; Agaricomycetes; Polyporales; Fibroporiaceae
Exons: 1
Coding region: 1-2652 (883 amino acids)
Molecular function (GO): protein-folding chaperone binding
Source: RefSeq, a predicted model, not a curated record